Guillardia theta CCMP2712 is the source of this 597-nucleotide messenger RNA. RefSeq lists its product as hypothetical. NCBI's taxonomy places the organism in Eukaryota, Cryptophyceae, Pyrenomonadales, Geminigeraceae. The coding region runs from base 1 to 597 and encodes 198 amino acids. The transcript has 7 exons. The record is from RefSeq and is a predicted model, not a curated record.
AUGGCUCAACCGAGAUCGCAAGUUGCAUACAGUUACGUCAACGACCUCCGUCCCUUCACGCUCGUGCGACAGUCCUCGCCAGACGAUCUCCUGCCGGUCCAGCUGAGCUUCAACCCUGUAAAGCUGACAAGGACGGCGAUGGUCGAUUCUGUGCAGGUUCAAGAGGAUGGGCCGGAACAGGAGGGCGCAGUCGAUGUGAAGGUCGUGAAGGAGACGCAAGCAGUGGCGCCGGAAUAUGUCGGGUAUCACGGGGAAUGGAAGCACGGGAAGAAACAUGGGAGAGGUACUGAGGUGUUCGAGAACGGCAGCAGGUACGAUGGUGAAUGGAAGUACGACUUCUUCGAUGGGGUCGGCAAGUACAAGUUCGUCACGGGAGACACCUAUGAGGGAGAGUGGGACCGGAACAGGAGGGAGGGGCACGGGACGAUGCGCUGGAGGAGCGGAGAGCGGGAGGGAGACUGCUACGUGGGAGAGUGGAAGGGAGAUCAAAUGCACGGCAAGGGAGAGUACUUCAAGCGUACCGGGGAGCGGUACAUGGGCAGGUGGAGCCAGUCGUACUAUCAGGGGAACAUCAGAAGCUUGCUGCUUCCUUUUUGA